Molecule: messenger RNA, 2547 nt
Organism: Acanthoscelides obtectus
Lineage: Eukaryota; Metazoa; Arthropoda; Insecta; Coleoptera; Chrysomelidae
Source: the annotation of a GenBank genome assembly
AAAGCGUAUGCUGUUCUCUUAACCCUGUAUGGUAUCAUGUAUAUUUAAAUAUACAAAUAUCAAACAAUUUGUCCUUUGCGUCUUAUGACCCGCAAGUCGAAGCUACACAGUGUAUAUCUGAAUAUACACGUGUGAUCGAUCGUUUUCGGUAGAUUUCGUUGGUAAAUCACCCACUUCGGGCAGUUAUUUCAGUCUGUACGGAAAGUGUCGUGCUGUUUGGACGCCGCCGGUAAACACGUGAUAUCAAAUAACAUUAUUAGUGUGUUUUGUUGGCAGAAUUGAGCGUACAUUUUUUUUGAAUACUUAUUGAGGCCACUGACGUCACUGUAUAUUUGAAUGUACAUUGUUCAAUUCUGGUUUCGACUUUACAGAAAUUAUGGAUCCAAAAAUAUUUUAUGGAAAAAAGGAGGAUGUUACAGUAUUAGUACCGGACUUGGAUAGUGAGGAGGAUUUCGAUAGUGAUGAUAGCUUAUUAGACGAAACAUAUAAACCCACUUUGCUAGAUUAUGAUGGAGAGGAUUUAUUGGAGAGCAGUAGUGGAGAGGAAAGUAAUGCUGACAACCAAGGAAACAACAAUGAGGAAAGGAAUAAUCUAGGUAGCUGGAAUGAAGAUGACGAGAUCCCUCUCAGACAACUUCGAGAUAAGAUUCUCCGUGUGUCUGCUGUUUCUGUUCAAGGUGGGGUCAAAAACAUGAAAAUCAAGAAGGCUCCCUUGAAAUGGCAAAGCUCUAAUAAGGAGCCCAGUGAUUUGCCAACUUGGAAAGCUCAACUACCCUCUCAGACAUCUGUAGAGACACCAUUGCAUUAUUUUUACAAAUUAGUCGAUAAGGAGUUGUUGGAAUACAUAGUAGAACAAACGAACCUAUAUGCGGCACAGAAGGACAUAGGUCUAAAUUUCUGCAUGGAUUCCAAAGAGCUAGAGCAAUUUAUUGGCGUUUGUUUCUAUAUGUCACUGAUUACAGUGCCUGGGACCAGAAGAUACUGGAGCAGUGCCUGCAGAGUGUCUCAAGUGGCAGACGUAAUGCCUCUUCGGAGGUGGGAACAAAUAAAAAAGUUUCUGCAUUUUGCAGAUAAUUCUACAUUGCCAGUUGAACCACCAGAUCGUCUUUUCAAAAUCAGGAAGCUCGUGGAGAGUAUAAGGAAAAAUUUGAGACUAAUUCCCAUGGAACAGCACCUUUCUGUCGAUGAGCAGAUAAUACCGUUCAAAGGCCGUAGCUCCCUGAAACAGUACAAUCCGAAAAAACCAAAAAAAUGGGGUUACAAAAUAUUUUGUUUGGCAGGUGCUAGUGGUAUUGUCUACGACUUUGAAUUUUACUGUGGGGCCACGAAUCAACCGGAAAAUCUACCGGAUAUAAGUGCUAGUAGCAAUAUAGUGAUUCGACUGGCUGAAAACAUUCCAAAACACCAGAAUUUUCUGCUGUUCUUUGAUAACUGGUUUUGUAGCCCCGAGCUUCAAAUCGAAUUAGCUCGGAAUGGUAUUUACAGUGUGGGAACUAUACGGGAGAAUCGAGUGCCAUCCAGUGGUUUGCCAACCGACAAAUCACUGAAAAAACAGGGCAGGGGGAGCUUCGAGGAAAGAAUUACAAGCUGUGGAAGCACUAAACUAAAGAUAGUGAAAUGGCAGGACAAUAAAGUGGUGACUUUGCUAAGUACAUUCAUAGGCGGCUAUCCUGUGACUACUAUAAAAAGAUUUGACCGCAAAAACCGACAAGAUGUAAACAUCCAAUGUCCCAGUAUUAUACUCAUAUACAAUAAAUUCAUGGGGGGUGUCGAUUUGAUAGACUCUCUUCUGGCAUUGUACAGAACGAAAAUAAGAUCAAGAAAAUAUUACUUGCGUAUUUUCUUUCAUUUGAUGGAUAUGUGUGUAGUUAUCUCUUGGCUUUUAUAUAGGCGCGCUUCCGACGACUGUGGCGUAUCUAAAAAACACCAAAUGUCGCUUUAUGAUUUCAAAAGUGAUUUAGCACAAAGUUUAUGUUGGGUGGGAAAACAAAACAAAAGAGGUCGCCCUUCAUCAAGUUCUCAGUUACCACCCGUAAAGAAACAAAAGAUAUCUAGUGUUCGACCAAAUAUAGAUUGUAGAACAGAUGGAAUGUCUCACUGGCCCACAUAUGAACAAAAAACUGGAAGAUGUAAGAAUGGACGUUGCCAAAAGAUUACCAAAGUAAUGUGUACCAAAUGCAAGUGUUAUUUAUGUUUUGUGCCGGAUAGAAACUGCUUUACUCAUUUUCAUACAUGAAAUUAUUUUGAAAAUGUAUUUGUUACUUCAUUUGUGGUUAUUCAAGCUUUUGUAGCUCUUUUAGUUUCAGUUUUUUAUUGACGGAAUGGUGUAAUGUAUAUUUCAAUAUACAUAUGUUUAGUUCAAAAAUAGUUUGUUUUGAAGAUAAAAUAUCCAAAUAAAGUUUAUUCUUAUGCUCAUAAACAAAUCAUAUUUCGACCAAAACAAUUUUUUUAACCAGUCCAACUAGGUGUGUACAAUAGAGGGUUAAUCUUAGUCAAGGUUGAGGUAAAAUCUAUAUACGAUAUCAACACUCUAUAUUUUAUGACAGA